AUGGCGAUGAAAAGAGAAGAUUUUAAAUGUAUAUAUGAUAAUCUAAAUGACAAGGAUGAUAUUCCAUCUUUAAAGUUUCAAUUUCAACAAUACUCUUAUUCAACAUUUAUAAGUAUAUACUCUCAAAAGAGAAUGAAAGAGUAUAGAAAUCUAUGUCACAGGAAACUACCAAAUCUUCGUGUACAUUAUCAAUCAUAUUUAAAGGGUAAAUCAUUGAUCAAUAUAUCAAGUGAAAUAGGUGUUUCAUCAACUAUUGUUGGAAGACAAUUACUUGCCUAUAUAUUGGAUACCGAUAUAAAAGCAUUAUAUUCACCAAAUACUAAUACAAAUACAAAUACAAAUACGAAUAAUACAAAGAGUGGUGGUGGUGGAACUGGAAAUAAUAAUAAUAAGAACGAUAAUAAUAAUAAUAAUAAUAAUAAUAAUAAUAAUAAUAAUAAUAAUAAUAAUAAUAAUAAUAAUAAUAAUAAUAAUAAUAAUAAUAAUAAUAAUAAUAAUAAUAAUAAGAAUGAUAAUAGUAAGAAUGAUUAUAGUAUUGUUGCUGGUAAUGUUGUGCCACCCAGUCCUGUUGAAGAAAGUCCAUUAUCAAAAUUAUUGGCAGACAAAAAAGACAAGGAUGCAAUUGUAAAGAAACUAUUUAAACAUCCUGAAUGGAUAGAGAAUGAAAGAUUAAGAUUAAAUAUUCAACAAACUAUUUACAAUGAUGACAAUUGUUCACCUUUAAUUAAUUAUAUUAGAUCAUCAACUGGAUCAGAAUAUGAAUUAUUAUUACAAGAGAAAUUAUUUAAAUUAAAUAUACCAUAUCAAAAUGAAGAUCAAUUAAGAAAGAGUGGUUAUCCAAAAACACCUGAUAUUAAAUUAGAUAUUCCUUUUUCAUAUAAAGGAUAUAUUGUAAAUUGGAUAGAGAGUAAAGCAUCAUUUUGUGAUGACCAUAAUUACAAGAAUACAAAAGAUCAAAUCAUUGGAUACAAGAAUAGAUAUGGUCCGGGUUUGGCUAUUUUUUGGUUUGGUUAUAUAGAAGAUUUGAAUAAUCUACAAGAUCAUGGAGUUGUACUAUUAGAAACUUUUCCAGAUACAAAAGAUAUUGAAGUAUUACAUGAUUUUACUCCAUUGUAUAAUAAUAUAAAGAAAUAA
Cavenderia fasciculata is the source of this 1134-nucleotide messenger RNA. RefSeq lists its product as uncharacterized. The coding region runs from base 1 to 1134 and encodes 377 amino acids. Lineage: Eukaryota; Evosea; Eumycetozoa; Acytosteliales; Cavenderiaceae. The transcript has 5 exons. The record is from RefSeq and is a predicted model, not a curated record.